GAGAGAGAGAGAGAGAGAGAGAGCGAGUCAUCCGGAUCCGCUAGUAUAAAUACUCACAGCCUCCGCUCCAGAAAUUCAUUCUGCAUCUGCGCCUUCCAUUUUCUUCCUCCUUUUAUUGCAUUCCCGAGAUCUCUCUUUCCACCAAAAGAUACAUUAUGGAUACCUUCCUAUUCACCUCAGAAUCUGUCAACGAAGGUCACCCCGACAAGCUCUGCGACCAAGUCUCCGACGCCAUUCUCGAUGCUUGCCUCGAACAGGACCCAGAGAGCAAAGUAGCAUGUGAAACAUGCACAAAGACGAACAUGGUCAUGGUCUUCGGUGAAAUCACAACCAAGGCCAUAGUCAACUACGAGAAGAUCGUACGCGACACAUGCAGAGGAAUUGGCUUCAUCUCUGCAGAUGUCGGCCUUGAUGCUGACAACUGCAAAGUCCUGGUCAACAUCGAGCAACAGAGCCCCGACAUUGCACAGGGAGUCCACGGUCAUCUCACCAAGAAACCCGAAGAUAUCGGAGCUGGUGACCAAGGCCAUAUGUUCGGCUACGCCACCGAUGAAACACCAGAGCUGAUGCCGCUCACUCAUGUGCUUGCCACCAAGCUUGGUGCCAAGCUGACCGAAGUGAGGAAGAACAACACCUGCCCUUGGCUGAGACCAGACGGAAAAACACAAGUCACUGUCGAGUACAAGAAUGACAAUGGUGCAAUGGUCCCGAUUAGGGUUCACACUGUCUUGAUCUCUACCCAGCAUGACGAAACUGUGACAAACGAGAAGAUCGCCAUCGACUUGAAAGAGCAUGUCAUCAAGCCUAUAAUCCCUGCUCAGUACCUUGAUGACAAAACUAUCUUCCACCUGAACCCAUCUGGCAGAUUUGUGAUUGGUGGCCCACACGGAGAUGCUGGUCUGACGGGUAGGAAGAUCAUUAUCGACACCUAUGGUGGCUGGGGUGCUCAUGGUGGUGGUGCUUUCUCGGGCAAAGAUCCGACCAAGGUUGACAGGAGUGGUGCGUACGUUGUUAGGCAGGCGGCAAAGAGUGUGGUGGCUGCCGGACUUGCACGUAGGUGCAUUGUGCAGGUUUCGUAUGCUAUUGGUGUCGCAGAGCCACUUUCUGUUUUUGUUGAUACUUACAAGACGGGUACAAUUCCCGACAAGGAUAUUCUUGCUCUUAUCAAGGAGAGCUUUGACUUUAGGCCAGGAAUGAUUGCCAUUAACCUUGACUUGAAGAGAGGUGGUAAGUUGAGGUACCAGAAGACUGCUGCUUACGGUCACUUUGGCCGUGAAGACCCGGAUUUCACCUGGGAGACUGUUAAGGUUCUCAAGCCUAAAGCUUGAGUUUGUCGUCAUACACUGUGAUUCUUACCAGGACUUCCAUCAUAGCGCCGGAUUGCUGCUGUUUUGUUUCUGUUGCUAUUGAGGAAUAUAGAGGGAGAGCCUGGAGUAUUUGUUUAAUAUUUCUCUUUAUCUUUUUGUUUUUCGUUUCCUUAUGUUUUUGUGUUAGUAAAGUUGUAUUCAAGUUCAGUACGAUUGUCGUCUGGGGGGUCGCUUUCGAUUACUCCUAAGUUAGUUUGAUGAUUUCUGAAAUUUAAGAAACCAUUUCCACUCGA
This is a messenger RNA of Erythranthe guttata (spotted monkey flower), 1600 nucleotides long. Its product is annotated as S-adenosylmethionine synthase 3. The record is from RefSeq and is a predicted model, not a curated record. Lineage: Eukaryota; Viridiplantae; Streptophyta; Magnoliopsida; Lamiales; Phrymaceae. Gene Ontology annotation, molecular function: ATP binding; methionine adenosyltransferase activity. Gene Ontology annotation, biological process: S-adenosylmethionine biosynthetic process.